AUAUUCGUUUCAGUGUCGUGUGAACUGCCAAUAGUCACGUAUCGUUCGCGAAGUUGAAAAUAAAAUUUUCUUUAAAAAAAAAAAAGAAAGAAAUUUAUUAUUAUAGUGAUUUUCCUUUUUUUUCGGCAACGGGAAAAUUUUAGUUUUUCUCUUCAAACAAAUUUUUACUGCGAUUUUAUUUUUUAAUAGUGAAACAGUGAGAAAAAAAAGAAAAAAAACAUUUUUUUGAAAAUGGUGUUUCCGGAAAAGUACAUUAGAUCGCUAAAAAGUGAUUAUGGUUAUGCAAUGGAGGUCGAUGUUAACAAUAAUAUUUCAUUCGAUCUACUUAACCAGACAGCAAGUAUCCUCAACAAUAAUAGUUCGGAGAAACCAGAUCCAGACAACAUUAAAAUGUUUGUCGGCCAGGUGCCUAAGGAUAUGGAUGAAAAUGACCUUCGACCAAUAUUCGAGGAAUACGGCCGUGUUCAUCAAAUCAAUGUACUGAGGGAUAAAUUCAGUGGCAACAGUCGUGGUUGCUGCUUUGUUACGUUUUACACGAGAAAAGCUGCCUUGGGAGCCCAAAACGCCCUUCACAACAUCAUGACCUUCAAGGGGAUGGUGCAUCCAAUUCAAAUGAAGCCAGCCGACAGUGAAAAUAGAAAUCAACGAAAACUUUUUGUUGGUAUGCUGUCGAAGAAGUACACGGAAAAUGAUGUACGAAAUAUGUUUGGCGUUUUUGGUACAAUUGAGGAAUGUUCUGUAUUACGUGACAAUGGACAAAGUAAAGGUUGUGCAUUCGUUACAUUCUCGAGUAAACAGUCGGCCAUUAAUGCAAGCAAGACCCUUCAUCAUUCACAAACCAUGGAGGGUUGCUCUGCUCCUCUAGUCGUAAAAUUCGCGGAUACGCAAAAAGAAAAGGAGCAAAAGAGAAUGCAACAAAUCCAGGCGAAUCUCUGGAAUAUUGCUGGUGUCAAUAUGACGCCACACUAUCUAACGACAACGAAUGAGGCAUUGGCGCCCACGUCGCUACAACUUUUACAACAAUUACAAGCGACGUCGAGUGCAGCAACACCAGUUGCUGCAAAUGCCGGUGCAAAUGCAUUAUCAAGUGUUCAACAUCAAUUGUUACUUCAACAACAUUUGGGCCUUGGUGCUGCAACGGCGGCAACGGCAGCGCCCGCUGCAAUUCCCACUCAACCGGAAAUAAGUCCGGCAAAUUUGCAAAGUCUCGCGACACUUGCAUCGUUGAGUAAUAGUGCCGGUGAGUACGCAAAUGUCGGUGUCACGCCAAUGAGUGUGCAAAAUCUUGUGACCCUUGCGGCAAUGACAGGCGGAAAUGGUAACCUUCAAGUUUCGCCAAACACGCUAAGUGGAUUGGCGAAUUCGUCAGCAGCUGCCCUUUUAGGAAAAACUGCGAAUACAGGGUCCACUGGAGGCAGCUUGAGUCCUGUAACGUCCCUUGCGCUCAAUUCCUUAACUGGAACUCCCUUAAACGGACUUCAGGAUACAAUUAGCAAUGCUUACUCCAGUUUGCAACAAUACGCAGCACUCAUUGGAAAAACGACAGUGACAGUGGAAAAGAAAGAAUUGCAUAGGUUCCCAACAUUUACAGCGGCAGCAGCCGCGGCUGCAGCGGCCGCACAAACAUCGGCCUUUGCAAACGCUGGCAAACAAAUAGAAGGUCCCGAGGGAGCGAAUCUUUUUAUUUAUCAUCUUCCUCAAGAAUUCACCGACACGGAUCUUGCAUCGACUUUCCUCCCAUUUGGCAAUGUUAUUUCAGCCCGAGUUUUCAUCGAUAGAAACACAAAGAGGAGCAAAUGUUUCGGUUUUGUUUCAUACGAUAAUACAAAAAGUGCGCAGGCAGCAAUACAAGCAAUGCACGGCUUUCCAAUUGGACAAAAAAGACUAAAGGUCCAACCAAAGAGACCAAAGGAUUCGACUAAACCCUAUUAGCCAUUCUUCGCAACGAUACUACAAGCAGGUGGCCUGUGACGUUGUGAAACCGUUUACUCUGGACCCGGAGUUGCCGUGCCAUGUCUGUCUCAGUCAGUCGAUCUGUCAAUCACGACUCGAUCUCUUUUUUCUUUCUAUAUUUUUUUUAAAAUCUUUGGAAAUCACCAAAAAAAAAAAACAUUACACUUACACAUUUACACAGUACAUUUUUCAAAUUCCUUUUUCUUCCAUCACUUUUUUUUCAUUAUUAAUCUAUUUUUUUCACUUUUUCUUCUUCUAUUUCUCUCCCCCCCCUCUUUUUUUCCUCCACUCUCCAAUCGUCGAAUCGACCGCAAAAUUCAAAAAAAUUUAAAUUUUUAAAAAAUAAAAAAGAUCGUGUAUAAAUUUUUUUUUUUAAUGAGCAGAUCUUUGAGCAGAGGCUGUCAUUAUAAAUGUAAAUAAUUUAUAUUUAAAAAAACAAAAUGGCGAUUAUUAUAUAAAAAAAUAUAUAUGUGUGCCUGUGCUAAGAUCGUAUUUUUUUUUUAAUGAAAGAGAAAGAAAAAUGAAGUAAAUAAAAUUGGAGAAAUAAAUUUUGAAAAUUCGUUCGAAACGUCGUCGAACGUUUUUUUCUUUUUUUUCACCUCCCCCCCCCCCCCCCCCUUUCUCUCUUUCCGCGGUUUAGAAAAAAAAUGAAACGAGUGACACAAUCAUUGUAUAAAUAAUUAAAAAAAAAAUUGAAAAAAUGAAGUAUGUUAAUUAUUUAAUAAUAAUAAUAAUAUAAAAUGCGAACUUUGUGGUUAUUGAGCGAAAAAAAGUAAAAAAAAAAUACCAAAUAGUCAGCGUAAGUCGAUUAAACGAGUCGAUAAGCAAGAUAACAAUUAUAUUAUUAUACGAAUAAAAAAAAAUUUAGAUAUAUUAAACGUUGACUGAGAAUUAUUUUUAUCGAAUGAUUAUCGCUCGAAAAAUCGAAGAAUUGGGAGUUGAAUAAAAAAAAAAAAAAAAAAUAGCAGAAAAAUUGGUAUUGGUAAUUUUUUUUCCGGACAAAAAUGAAAAAGAAAUUUUUUUUUUUUUUUGAAAAGUAAAAUCGAUUUUUUUUACAAAUACAAAUUUUCUAGAAAAAAAAAAAUUGUAUUGUUUCAAAAACAAUUAUAUUUUUGCUAAUUUAAAAUUUUAUUGUAAAGUUGUUGAAAAAAUCGAAAAAAAUUUUGUUUAUUUAAAAAAAUCGAUUUUAAAAAUCGUGAAAUAAAAUUUUGAGAAUUAGAAAAAAAUACUGGAAAUUUAUUUUUUACAAAAAAAACAAAAGUUUAUAAAAUUAUUAAACAAAAUAAAAAAUAAUUAUAUUUUGUUUUUUAAAUUUAAUAGAAAAUUUUGAAAAUUUUGAAAAUUAGUAAAAAAAAAUUAUUUAAAAUAAUUUUUAUCUUCAAUUUAAAAAAAAAUUUCCCACUAAUUUUUCUUUAAAAAGAAAAAAAAGGUUUUUUUUUUAAAUUUUUCCCGAAAAAAAUUGAAAACUAUGAAGAAAAACGACUUGGAAAGUUCGUGAAAAAAUACCAAAAAAAGUAUAUAUAUAAAUAUAUAUAUAUACAAAAAAAUACACGUGAUCAUUAAUAAAAAAUAAAAAAAAAAACAAAGAGUAUAAGAGGCAUUUUUUAAAAGACUUUGUAAUAAGAUUGUAUGAUAUGUGGAGUAAAAAAAAAUAAAACAAAUUUCCGGGAAUUUUCAAUUCGAAUCUUUUUCGUAAAUAUUGACCGGAAUUAUUUUGAAAUUACAUAUGAAAAAAAAAUGUAAUUUGAAAAAUUAACUAAUAAUUAAAUUAAUUAUAGUAUGAAGAUAUCGAUCACUCCGAGUCAGGUAUUAAAUUAAUUAAUUUUUUGGCUAAUUAUUUAAUUAAUUAAUAUAUCAAAAAAUUAAUUAAAUAAAUAAUUAAUGAUUAAUUAUAAUUAAUUGAUUUAUUUUCUAAUUAAUUUGUAAAUAAAUUAAUUACUAAUUAGUUUUCUAAUUUUCUAAUUAUUUAAUUAAUAAUUAAUUGAAUAUAAAUUUUUUUUUUAAUCAAAAAUUCCGGUCAAUAUUUUCGAUAACUUCCCAAAUAUAAAUAAAUAUUAAUAAUAAUCUAAUUAUAGGGUCGCGUACGUGUUUUAGGCAAUUUAUAUGUCUGCGUUUUUUAAUCGUUAUUAUUAUUAAAAAGAAAAAAAAAGUCACGUGGUACUAAAUUUCCUUGAAAAAAAAAAACAAAAAUUCCCCCACUCACAAAAAAACACACACACAGACACAAAAUCACUUCCUGCUUCUUAGUGUCCUUUUUUCUUAAUCCUUUCACAAAUAAAUAAAAAAAAAUCAUUUUACCCGAAAUCUCGUUUUUUUCUCAAUGUUCUUUAAAAAAAUGAAAAAAAAAAAUGUUAAAAUAUUACGAAUUUCUUUCUUUUUUUUAGAAUUUUUUUUCUGUAAAUAUUCAUUUUUUUCAAAUGCCGGAAUUUUUUUUUUUUUUUAUUUUUUUAACUAAAAGAAAAAUACGAGAAUAUUUUUCCUUUUAAAUUACUGGGAUCCUUUUCUCCUUGAAAAAAAAAAUUUUUUUUGAAUUACAUCCUUGACUCUUUAUCUCUCUACGUCAUCCAUUCAAAAAAAAGAUCACCUAAAAAUCAUUUGAGUCAUCUUGGAUGUUAAAAAAAAAAACACAAAAAUGGCCAAAAAAAAUUUUGAAAAAAAAAAUUUAUGUCAAAAAGAAAAUUGACCAAAUUUGACAAAAAAAAAAAAUAUAUUUUUUUUUUUUGACCGUUUUUUUUGUCAAAAAAAAAAUUUAUGGACGAAAUUAUAUUCAAAAACAAAAAAUGGCCGUAUGUACAACGGAGAAAAAAAAGAGAGAUCCUCUUAACUUGAAAGUGUAACGCAUGUGCAUCCUGACUUCGACAUCUGCUUUAUUUGUUGCUCCUGCGAAUAGCAAUCGACCUUUUUACCGGCGUUGUACGUUUUUUUUAUAUUAAUAUAUAAAUAUAUAUAUUUAAAAAAAUUAAAAAAAAAUAUAUAUAUAUAUUUAUAUAUUCCUUUUUUCUCGUUACCAUGUAUAUAUUAUAUAUGUAUAUCACGGGGCAAGCGAUCCUGCUGGAGUUUUUUUUUGAAUCCACAAUCUCGAAAAAGAAAUUUUUUUUUAAUUUAAUUAAUUUUUUUAUUAAAUUUUUAUAUCUAUUUCAGAAGAAAAUAGAAAAAUAAUUUUUUUUUAUCGUAAAAUUUAGAAAAAUUCCGUAAAUUACGGAAAUUUAUGGAAACUUAUUGAAAUUUACCGAAACUUAUGAAAAUAUACGGAAAUUUAUAGAAACUUUAAAAAAUUUACAAAAACUUCUCAAAAUAAUUAGAUAAAAUUGUUUAAAACUUGUUUGAAUAAUACGCAAAUUUAUAGAAACAUUGUGGAAAAUUAUGGAAAUUAAUGAUAACUUUUGGAAAUUUAUGGAAACUUUUGAAAAUGUACGGAAACUUACAGGAAGUUAUGUAUAAAAAAAGUUAAUUUUUUUUUAAUACAGAUUUUUCUAGAAACUUAUGGAAACUUAUGGAAAAUUAUGGAAAAAUCUCAAAAUUACUGGUAACUUGUGGAAAUUUAUAAAAACUUCUGAAAAGUAAUGUAAAUUUCUUUUAAAUUUUGUUUUGAAAAGUACUGAAAAAAAAUUUUACAAACUUGUGAAAACUUAUAAAAAUUUAUGGUAACCUAUGGAAAUUUAUGAAAAGUUUUUGGAAACUUAUGGAAACUUUUGAAAUUUUACCAAAACUUUUAGAAAGUUUUUGUAAAUUUUUUUUUCUAAAACAUGGAAUUUUUAUUUUAAAAAAUUAAUAUAAUUUUGAAUAUUCAUGAAAAAAAUAGAAAAUUUUGAAAAUUCUCCAAAAAACAAUUUUUUUUUGCAAAAUACUAAUGAGUAAAAUAGAAAAAAAUUUCUUAUAAAUAAUUUACAUUAAAAAGAAAAAAAAAGUUUGGUAAUUUUUUUUCCCAAAAAAAUUUAUUUAUAGAAAAAAAGUGUGUUUAAUUUUUUUUUUAGCAAUUUUUUUUAAAUUGUCAACAAUUUGUCAUGAAUGUUUAUUAAAUGAAAAUAAUUGUCUCCAUUUAAUGGAUGCAAAAUAAAAUUCUACGUAUACAAAGUUAAUUUUUUGGAAUUGAAAAAAAAAAUUUUUGUCAGUAAACAUUUAUUAUUUUUUUAAUUUUCAAUUUUUUUUUGAAAAACUUUUUCAAAAAGAAAAAAAAUUUGCUGUUAUAUAGGUAAAUUUUUCCCAACGAUGAGAGAAUUAUGGAUUUUAAAAAUUUAUUCAUCAAAUUUGAUAGUUUAAAAUUAUUUAUUUUUUUUUUUAAACGGCUUUUUUUUGAGAAAUUUUUUUGUUUUAUUUUUCCAUUUAAGAAAAAAAAGAAAGAAGAUUCAAAAUUUUAUACAAAAAAAUUUUUUUUUUCUCAUGAAAAGGAAAUUUUUUGCUAUUUAAAACAAAAAAAAAAAAAUUAAAAUUUCCCGCCACAUUAAAUUGGCGGUAAAUUCAAAUUUAAACUUCCCGCCAAAUUAAAUAUGGCGGUAAAUUUAAAUUGUCCGUUGUGUUUUAAAUGAAGUUUUUCGAAAAAUUUUCAAAUAAUUUCGUCUUUAAUAUUAUUAUGUUAUUAAUAAUUAAUUGAUAAUUAAAUUAUUAAAUAAUAAUUUUUUUUAACAGAAAAUUUUUUUAAAUUAUUUUUUCAAUAAGAAAAAAUUUUUUUAAUAAAUUUUUUUUUCUUUCCCUCACGAGAUUGUGGAUUCUAGAGAAAGAUGGUUGACGAGCUUUUGACAAAGCUCCAAGCAAGAUACCAAAGACGUGUCUUAAUUAACCGAUGUACUUACGCAAAAGCUAACGACUAAUCACGUUGAGCCAAUUUUUUUGACUAACAAGUGAGAACCAAGCACACAAAAAAAAAUAAAAAAAAAAAAAAAAACUUAGAGCCUAGUCAUAACUGUCGUUACAAAAAAAAAUAUAUUUCUGUACGUUUGUCAUCGUCAUUUGUAAUGAUCAUCGUCGUCGCUCAUUGGACGACAUCGACAAAUCGUCAUUUUACAAUAAAAAUCAUUUCCAAACAAAAAAAAAAAUAAUAAUAACAAUAAUAAUUCAAAAAAAAAUCUAAAAAAAAGACAGUGAAUUCUUUUCCUCUUAAGGAAAUAUUUUUUCUUUAUAAAAAUUGAAUAUAAAUUUUUACCAAAUUUGAAUUUAGCGCCAAAAAAAUAGAAAAUUGGCGGGUAAUUCAAAUGUACAGUUGGUAAAAGAAAAGAAGAAAUUCAAAUUAGGAGGGAAAUUUAAAUUUAUCCUUUUUGAAAAAAAGGAACAAAUACUUUUUGGCGCCAAAAAUUUUCCCGCCAAAAAUGAAAAAUUUGCGGGAAAUAUAAAAUUUAAAUAGCAAAAAAAAUAAAAAAUUAAUCGUUAAUUUAAAAAUUGGAAUUUUUUUUUUAAUUUUCAAUAGAAAAAUUGAAAUUUCCCGCUAACUUAAAAAUGGCGCUAAAUUUAAAUUUGAAAGCAAAUUUUUUUCUAAUUUUUUUUUUUUUUGGAAAUGAUUUUUUAUUGGCACGACUCUUUAUUAUUGAUUACCAUUACUUAUAUAUUAUUACAUAUUUUUAAAGUUCUUAUCACUGAUUGUCACAUGUGCGAGUAUCCGCCUUGCUGUUAAUUAUUGUUAUUACUUUAUAUAUUAUUAUUAGUUUACGUCAUUUAUUAAUACGUCCUUUUUUGAUUGAUUAUUAUUAUUAUUAUUAUUAUUAUUAUUAUUAUUAUUAUUAUUAUCGUCACUGCACCGUCGCUGUGAUUGUCAAAAAAAAACUGCUCUUUAUUCGUUUAAUAUCGAAUCCUGGACAAAAUUACGUUUUUAUAUAAAAAAAAAACAAAAAAAAAAAAUUCCAGGCGACGAAAAAAAAUGUACUUACAUAUAGGUUUUUGUUAUCCCUUCCCCUUCGAGAAAAAAAAAUUAAUUUUUUUUGUUGAUCUCGGAGCACGUGGUUCAAAAAAUCAACUUGGAUCAGUUCUUCAUAAUUUUUUUUUGAAUCAAAAAUAUUUUUUUUUUUCUUUACAAAACAAAAAAAAAAGAAAUUACUAUUUUUCGUUUAUAUUUUUCUUUUCGAAGAAAAAAUUUUUUUGACUAUUUUAUGUUUUCAGCAAAUCCAAGAUUUGAUAUUUUGUUAACGACAAAUUUUUUCUUGUAUGAUUUAUUAUUAUAGUGAUUAAAUACGUUUAUUCCGAAAAAAGAAAUAAAAGCAAUAAAAAAUGUUA
Leptopilina boulardi is the source of this 8154-nucleotide messenger RNA. Its product is annotated as CUGBP Elav-like family member 2. The record is from RefSeq and is a predicted model, not a curated record. Gene Ontology annotation, biological process: regulation of alternative mRNA splicing, via spliceosome; mRNA splice site recognition. Gene Ontology annotation, cellular component: cytoplasm; ribonucleoprotein complex; nucleus. Lineage: Eukaryota; Metazoa; Arthropoda; Insecta; Hymenoptera; Figitidae. The coding region runs from base 232 to 1932 and encodes 566 amino acids. Gene Ontology annotation, molecular function: mRNA 3'-UTR binding. The transcript has 16 exons.